Oppiella nova is the source of this 3186-nucleotide messenger RNA. The record is from the annotation of a GenBank genome assembly. NCBI's taxonomy places the organism in Eukaryota, Metazoa, Arthropoda, Arachnida, Sarcoptiformes, Oppiidae.
AUGUCCGCCAUCCAAGUGAUUACUUCCCUGAAAAGACAACUGACCACAACUGUCACCGACUCUCAGUCCGGUGUGAUAACUGUUCCCAUUUGGAACCGAACGGUUUCCAACAUAACAGUUAUGGCUAUGGGCGCGUCGGCACCAGUAGUCCUAUUGUCAACCACUGAGCUCUGGACUAACAGUUAUUCAGCCGGGAAUUUAGGACCGAGUGUUAUCGUAGGAAGUGCUGCCUUUAACACGUUUAUCACUAUAGCUACCUGUGUAUGGUGUGCGUAUCCUGUGCAUCAUCUGUUUGCUUACGGAUGGCUGUGUGUUAUACUUGCGGUGAAUACCUAUGGUGUGGUAGAUGUGUGGGAAGAUACAAUUAUAAGCGAAGGGGACGACCAUGUGGUGGAACUGGAGGCCUCAAAGCAUUACAAGCGUGAAGGGGAUGUAGACAGUCAAGAGGUCGGGCCGCCGGACACUAUUAAUGCUAACUCAACCAGGACUACAACCAAUAAAACCAGAGCUUAUUAUAGGGUUGAGGCAACAAAACGGUUGACCGGAUGUAAUGGUCAGUCAAUAGGGACUACCAGUUGGAGGGAUCAGUUCAUCGACGCCUUCCGGGUAUCAGCCCAUAGAGAUGAUCGGCACCGGGAGGUCCAGUCGGCCACGUGCUUUGAUUACACACUACACGUGUUGACUAUAUUCUGGAAAAUUCUGUUCGCAUUCGUACCGCCGGCGCGAUUAGGCCAGGGAUGCGCCUGUAUUAUAGUCAGCCUUAUAUGCAUCGGCUUUAUGACGGCACUGAUAGCCGACCUGAGCUCACACUUAGGCUGUACUAUAGGUCUGAAGGACUCGGUCACCGCCAUUACGGUCGUGGCGUUGGGCACCGGUAUUCCGGACGCACUGACCGGUGGUUUGAUCGCAAAGUACGACCGGUUCGGCGCCGACCUGUCCAUCGGUAGCGUAAUGGCCAGUAAUGUUGUGACGGUAUGUCUGGGCAUCGGUAUCCCGUGGAUUAUAGGGCCGGUGGUUCCCUAUGGCGUAGACUAUGAAAACAUCAUUAAAUCUGUUGGCGAUAAACGUGAAUACAAAGGACUGGUACUCAGGAAUGGCCUAAAAAUCUUAUUAAUCAGUGAUGUGGAGGCAGACAAGUCUGCGGCCGCACUGGACGUAGCCGUAGGCUCGAUGUUUGACCCCCGGUCGGUGCAAGGGUUGGCCCACUUCUUAGAGCACAUGCUAUUCUUAGGCACCGGUAAAUACCCCGUAGAAAACGAUUACCACAAAUACAUCUCAAGUAAUGGUGGGGCGCGUAAUGCCUACACAGCACCAAACAAUACCAACUAUCACUUCGACAUAUCCACGGACUUCUUGGCCGGUACUCUCGACAGAUUCGCGCAGUUCUUCAUUGAGCCGCUGUUCACAGAGAGUGCGACGGAAAAGGAGAUGAAUGCCGUCCACUCGGAGUACGAGAGGAAUAUACCGAUGGAUAGCCGAAGAUUAUCUCAUUUACAGAGAUCACUGUCAGAUCCCACUCAUGAUUACAGCAAAUUCUCGACCGGAAAUAUGGAAACUCUUAAAGAGAUUCCUUACGCCAAAAGCAUUGAUGUCCGCCAGGAGUUGCUGUCGUUUCACGAGCGCUGGUAUUCAGCAAAUAUCAUGUCUUUAGUCGUUUUGGGCAAAGAAAGUAUUGAAGAAUUGGAGGCAUUAGUGAUUCCGUUGUUUUCGCGAAUCAAGAAUAACAGUGUAAUCGCUCCCAAAUGGACUACUAAUCCAUUUCCCGACCCUUUCCUACAAAAGCAAUGCUAUGUUGUGCCGAAUAUGGACACCAGGAGUCUUGCCAUAACAUUCCCAAUGCCUGAUAUGGUGGACCAUCACAAAUCAAAACCCCACCGUAUGCUCACUCACCUCAUUGGACACGAAGGGCCGGGUAGUUUGCUAUCGGAGCUAAAAGGGCGGAACUGGUGUACCAGUCUAUCGGCCGGGCAUUCGGUCGGGAGCUACCGGGGGUUCGCUUUCUUUAAUAUUGGCGUCGAUCUGACUGAACAGGCUAUGGAUAGCAUCGAUGAUAUUAUUUCAUUGGUCUUCCAAUACAUUAAUUUACUUAAAAGAGAGGGUCCGAAGCAAUGGAUUUUUGAUGAAUUGAAACAAAUGCAAGAAAUUAAGUUCAGAUUUAAGGAAAAGGAGAGACCCAUGGGUUAUGUGAUCGAUCUUUCCCACAAUAUACAAGACUAUCCGUUAGACGAGUGUCUGAGUGCCGAAUAUUUGUUGGAUGAGUUUAGACCCGAUUUGAUCACUGAUUUACUCAAUCACUUGACUCCGGAUCGCAUGCGAGUGACAGUUGUGUCCAAACAGUUCACCACAAUUGCAGACCAGACAGAGAAGUGGUACUCAACUCAAUACACACAACAAGACAUUCCUCCGGAAAAGAUCCAGAAGUGGCUAAACAUUGGAUUCAAUGACAACUUAGCACUUCCACUAAAGAAUGACUUCAUUCCCUAUGAUUUCACUCUUAAGUCAAUCGAUGAUAACGUGAAACAAAUGCCACAAAUGAUUAGAAACACAGAGUUUUCUCGUGUUUGGCAUUUGCAGGACAAUCAAUACCGCACUCCAAAGGCUUUCUAUAUAUUCAAACUAACAAAUCCGCACGUAUACGAUAGCCCAAUGCAUGCAAAUGCCAGUACAUUAUGGACCCGAGUAUUCAUGGACUCAAUUAAUGAAUACUCAUAUUCAGCACAAUUAGCCGGACUGUCCUAUAACUUCUAUCGUACAGUCACUGGCCUAGAACUAACAUUUGGCGGAUAUAACAACAAACUAAACUCAUUGAUGACCACUGUUUUGGAUAAAUUAAUUGCUUUCAAAGUGGAUCCUAAAAAGUUUGAUGUGUUUAAAGAUAAACGGAUUCGCGAUCUUAAAAGUUACCAGAGUCUUUCAAAACCACAACUACUCGGCUAUUAUAUGAACGCCACUACCAGUGACCGGGACUGGACUUAUGAGGAGCUAUUAGACACAGCCUAUGAUAUAUCGGUUGACGACGUAUCAGCACUGGUAUCUCAACUACUGUCCCGUUUCCAUAUCGAGGCCUUAAUCCACGGAAACAUCGACUCGAGUGAAGCCAUAGAUGUUUGCGAUGUGUUUGAGACACGAUUCAAAUCAGCCCUCAAUACCAAACCCAUACCACUGUCGCAACACUUCCGCAAUCGU